UAUAUGGACCGUGAACAAACUCCGAACGCGCCACUUCUUCCGCCGCCGAUGCGGCCAACGGUACAUCAGGAUGACGCAGACGAAGAAGACGAAACUGUGAAGCAGCUCAACGAGUGCUCUUCUGUCUACUUAUCAUUACAGGAUUGUCUGAUCAAUUCUGACCGGAAUUGGAAAUCUUGUCAAAAAGAAGUUCAGGCUCUCAAGGCGUGUAAUGAUAGAAGACAGAAAGACAAGAGGAGUUGAGAAGCGUUUUGUUCUUCAUCGUUGAGGCAGUUUUCUGAAGUUGGAGUCUUACAGUUACUUUUUCUGCUGAUUUUUUCCCCAAUGGGGGCUAAGAAAGAUACACAAUGAUGACUGACUAUUGACUGUUGCUGGAAUUAAUAAACUGA
This is a messenger RNA of Solanum verrucosum, 389 nucleotides long. RefSeq lists its product as uncharacterized. Lineage: Eukaryota; Viridiplantae; Streptophyta; Magnoliopsida; Solanales; Solanaceae. The coding region runs from base 4 to 243 and encodes 79 amino acids. The record is from RefSeq and is a predicted model, not a curated record. The transcript is spliced from 3 exons.